AGGGGUCGGGGGAGUGGUGGUAAUUUGCUUUUAAAUGAUUUUUGCAAAGGAGAGCACCAAACCCAGUUCCUGCAGCUGGGAAAACUCAUUUUUCCUCCUCCAGCACGGGCUCCAAGCACCCGAGAUUUGCGUAGAGAAAUAACUGGGUGAUUUAUCCUCUUUGAGAAGGAGGAGCGAUUGCUAUGGGUUUUUUUGGGGGAGGGGUUCUGGAAGAUUUGGGACAGGAGUCUCCAGGAAGAGGAGGAGCACCCAGGGUUUGGUGCAGUAGGACUUAGCUGUUAGGUAAAAUCUGGGUGAAGAUGAAUUUUAGGGUAAGGAUCUCUCAGCAGAGCGUUGUCUGCAGGUUACAGAAACAUGUUUGUUGUCAAUGGGCUGGGGUUUACCUCUUUUUCUAUUUUUUUUAAGGAAUCAUGCUCUCUGUAUUUCUGUUUUCCCCUUCUGCUUCCUCCUCCUCCCCAUUAACUUUUGGAAAAAAAAAUUGUUUAGCCAGAUUUGAUGGAGGCAGAGGGUAUAAAGUUCCUGCAAGAUUUGAGAAAAUACGUAAAGGAUGGAGUUUUUUAUUAGCUGCCUGUCCCCAUGCCUUACCCUCAUUUUGUGAUUCAGCUAAGCCUUUAUAUUAGCUUAUUAGAGAAUAAUAAUCUAUUAGAUUAUUAGAGAAUCCACAGGUUAAUAAAAUAGAGGGUUUUGCAUAAAAAAUUUGCAUACAAAUCCGUAGGAUGAUGGCUGGCAGUGGGUUGCACGCUGGGCUCUGCUUAUGGGGGGUUAGCUGGUCUCUGCUUACGGGGGGUUACCUCCUUCUUUCAGGGGGUCUGGUGGCACCAGCCAUGGAGCCGUACGUGCUGCUCGACCCGCGACAGAGAGCACUGUAUCGUGACGUGAUGCAGGAGAGCUAUGAGACGCUGAUGGCACUGGAAUUCCCUGUUUCCAAGCCCGAUCUGCUGUCCCGCCUGGACCACGGGAAUGAACCUACAGCCCUGGAUCUCCACAUGCCCAGGGACACCUUGGCCACAGAGGAUGGAGCAGGAGAGGAGCAGGAACCCCCUCAAGAAGAAGCUGUUGAGAAAGAGCCUGAAGUAGUGAAACCUGCAGGUGAGGAGCAUCCUUCGAGCCCCACCGAGGCUGGGGCGAAGGCGAGCAGGAGUGGGGAACUGGGGGAGACGGCCACGCGCCCGGGUGAGAGCCAACCCAGCAACACGUGUAGCGAGUGCGGGAAGAGCUUCAGCCACAAGUCAGCCCUGGUGAAGCACCAGAAGAUCCACACUGGCGACCGCCCGCAUGAAUGUCCUGACUGCGGCAAGUGCUUCAUCCAGCGCUCAGACCUCACCAUCCACCAGCGGGUCCAUACGGGCGAGCGGCCCUAUGCCUGCCCCGACUGCGGGCGCCGCUUCAGCGUCAGCUCCUCCUUGCUCACCCACCAGCGUACCCACGCGCCCGGCGGGGAGAAACCCAACCGUUGCCCCCAGUGCGGCCGCAGCUUUGCUGAUCCGGGAGCCCUCGACCGGCACCAGAAGAGCCACCUGGGCGGGAAACCCUAUGAGUGUGGCGUGUGUGGGAAAGCCUUCGCCUGGAGCUCCCACCUCGAGCGGCAUCGGCGCAUCCACACCGGCGAGAAGCCCUUCCAGUGUGCUGAAUGCGGGCGAGCCUUCGCCUGGAGCUCUCACCUCGACCGCCACAUGCGCACCCACGCUGCUGCCGCCGCCUCCGAGGACGAGGAGGAUGGGGAGGCAGAGGAAGAGCCCCCUCCACCCCCCCAGAAAUGCGCCGACUGCGGCAAGCGCCUCAACCACCAGACGGACCCCCAGCGCUUCAAGCACAAGGGCACUCAGACACUGCCGGCCGGUGCCGAACCUGCUGGCAGCCCCCCACGGCCCUUCCGCUGUGAACAGUGCGGCAAAUGCUUCGGCCAGAGCUCUAACCUCCUCAAGCACCAACGUGUCCACACCGGCGAGCGGCCAUACCCCUGCCCGGAUUGCAAACGGUGCUUCCGCUGGGGCUCAGCCCUGGCCAAGCACCAGCGCACCCACGCCCGGCAGCAGCAAGCCAGCGACGCCACCAAAGCCGUGCCGGCAGCCGCUGAGGAAGCCAGUGCUGGAGGAGGUGGCAAACCCUACCCGUGCGGGGCGUGUGGGAAGAGUUUCGGCUGGGUCUCGCACCUGGAGCGUCAUCGCCGCAUCCACACUGGAGAGAAGCCCUUCCGCUGCGGGGAGUGCGGGCGGGCGUUCGCUGUCAGCUCCCACCUGGAACGGCACCGCCGGGUACACACCGGCGAGCGGCCCUACCGUUGUGGCGAGUGUGGGAAGAGCUUCGCUGUCAGCUCCACCUUGCUGGCUCAUCGCCGCACCCAUGCUGCCCAGCCAGGCCGGCCCCACGCCUGCCCCGAGUGUGGUAAGUGUUUUAGCACACCAGCCAGCUUGGAGCGGCACCGGCGGCUUCACCGGGGCGAGAAACCCUACCAGUGUGGUGUCUGCGGCAAAGGCUUUGCCUGGAGCUCCCACUACGACCGGCAUCGGCUCACCCACACUGGCGAGAAACCCUACCCCUGCCCUGACUGUGGGAAAAGCUUCGGGGUCUUCUCCAACUUGCUCCGUCACCAGCGGAGCCACGGUGGGGACAAACCCUACAAAUGCCCUGACUGCGGGAAGGGUUUCGGGCACAGCUCGGCGCUGGUGACGCACCGUCGCAUCCAUACGGGUGAGAAGCCCUACCAGUGUGCUGAUUGUGGCAAAAGCUUCAACGUGGUUUCCAACUUAGUGCGCCACCGGCGGAGCCACACUGGGGAGAAGCCCUACAAAUGCCCCGACUGUGGCCGGCGUUGCAGUCAACGUUCCCACCUGGUGACCCAUCGCCGGUUGCACACAGGCGAGCGCCCGUACCCGUGCCGGGAGUGCGGGAAGAGCUUCAAUGUCAGCUCUGAUCUCAUCAAACAUCGCCGCACCCACACUGGGGAGAAGCCCUAUGAGUGCCGCGACUGCGGGAAGCGUUUCAGCGGCAGUUCCAACCUCAUCACCCACCAGCGGCUGCACAGCGGCGAGCGGCCUUACACCUGCGCCGACUGUGGCAAGGGCUUCACCAUCAGCUCCAAGCUCAUCGCCCACCAACGGACGCACAGUGGCGAGCGACCCUACAGCUGUGCUGACUGCGGCAAGGGCUUCAGCGACCAACCCCACCUCGUCCGGCACCGCAGUGCCAGCUGGCGGGAGAAGCGCUACAAGUGCUCCGAGUGUGGCAAGGGCUUCACCACCAGCUCCUACCUCCUCACCCACCAGCGCAGCCACACUGGGGAGACGCCAUUCCUCUGCAGUGUGUGCGGCAAGAGCUUUGCGGUGGUCUCCAACCUGGCGCGGCACCGGCGUGUGCACACUGGGGAGAAGCCGUUUCGGUGCGGGGAGUGCGGACGGCAGUACAGCCAACGGGCUCAUCUCACCACCCACCAGCGGGUCCACACCGGCGAGCGACCCUAUGUCUGUGGGGAUUGCGGGAAAGGCUUCAAUGUCAAUUCGUCCCUCACCAAGCACCGGCGGGUGCACACCGGGGAGAAGCCCUACCACUGCCCUGAGUGUGGGAAGAGCUUCAGCCAGAGCUCCAAUGUCAUCACACACCGGCGGCUCCACCACAGCCACGGGGUGCACCAGCUCUGUGCAUGAGUGGCUCCAGCUCCCACACCAUGCUGGUGAAGCCUAGUGAUGCCAGCCCAGCCAGGAGGUCUUCUCCAGAGACUGGAAGUCAGCCAGGACUUUGGUUAUCUUGGCACAUGCGGGAGAGGGAAGAAAGACCUGUGUGUCGGGGGGUAUGAAGGGAAGAAUAGGAACCAAGCAUGGCCACCAUCAGCAGAAAACACCAACUCUGGGUGAGGUUCCUCCUGCUUUGCUUCUGUUCCUCCCAGCCAAAUUAGUCCAGGGCAUCUCCUGCUCUCACCCUGCCCAAACACAACAAAAAAAGGACCUUUGUUUUUCCUCGCUGCUCCAAACUCUCCCCACAUCAUGACAUUUGAUACAAUGGGCCCAAGGGCUGUUUCAUCUCCCAUCUGGCAUUCUCCUCUCCUCCAGUGAUCUGCUAGUAGUGAUAACAGCUUCAGGAAUAAAAGGUGGUGUGAUAAAUACCAGUUGUGAUCUCUGUGCGCAUAUGGGUGUGCACCCACAGGGAGUCGAGACCCAUGAGCCCCACAGCCCCCUUUUACCUCCAGGCUUGCACAGGAGGAACUCCCCAGAGCCUCAGGGGCCCCAAAGGGGCUCCAGCAGCCAGCAAGUAGCAAGCCCAGGGGCAAGAGGCCACGAGGGUUGGUCUCCUCCUACCACUCCACAUCACUUUGGAUCCCAUGGUGGGGAAUCCUGAGCUGGGAGAGUAAAAACGCCAGGGGAGGUCACUGAUCCUUCCAGAUGGGCCCAAAGUGUUGCCCUUGUUGGCUGAACUCAUGUACUCGGGUAUCCCAGAGCUGCACAGACACCUGGAGCUAUUUGAGCUCUGGCCACAGCAAGGCAUGCAAUGAGGGAGACAAGGAAAGAUAUCCAUGGCGAGAGGACAGGCCCUUGUUAUUCAGUUCAUGCAAGAGGAUCUGCUGGGGAUGGAGAAGGCAAAACACACUCCACCUUCACCUUUCAUAACCUUAUCCACAGCAGCCUGUAACUCCAAGGUAUCAAUGAAGGACCCCUGGUGUUACCUCCUCUGGCAGAGGGCUUUACUGCUGCAAAAAAUAAACUUGCUGCAAAUUUGGGGGUAGGGGUGGGUGUACAUGGGAGGCAGGAAAGAUCAAGCUGUGGUGGGAUUAAUUCUUGAGGAUGAGGAGAGUGAAGAAGGUUUUUGGCAGUGUCAGGAUGGCCGAGUGGUCUAAGGCGCCAGACUCAAGGCAUUGCUUUCCCUGCCCGGGGAUUUCUGGUCUCCGAAUGGAGGCGUGGGUUCAAAUCCCACUUCUGACACACCUUUUCCUUCUAACAACUACAAUUUUUAAUAUUAUUUUAAAAUAAUUCCCCUAUCACUCCCACACCCGAGUUAAGGAAAACGCCGAUUCUCCUUCCUCCCCCCCACUCCCCCUCCUUGGUCCUGUACCAAACUCUACUUGCAAACUGCACCAACCCGUGGAGAAAAAAACACGAGGAUGAGGAGGGAAAGGAGGUGGCAGCGGGGUGCAUGCUGCUCCGUGGGUCUCUGGGCUGCAGGGGGAGGCUGGGGCAGCGCAGCCGCCCCCUCCCCGGGGUCUGUCGUGACGCGGACACGCGUGGGUUCGCGGCGCCAAAAAGUUGUCACCACUUCUCCGGUGGUCAGGAUUCGGCGCGCUCACGACCGGGACGACGGUUCGAUUCCCGGUCAGGGAAAUUCCUUUUCUCCCCCGGCCCUUCAAUAAAAGAACUACUUUUUUUUUUUUUUUUUUUUUUUUUGCCUCUGAUGAUAUCAAUAAUAGGCUUUUCCGCAGCAAAUUCAACCCUCGAAGCCACACACAGCAGUGGCAAACACCACCUGUUAGUCUAAAAGCCGGUUGGCACCCUUGCUGCACAGCAUGUGGCCAGGCUGUUCUUGGUUCUUUUUAAGAAUCACUGCUUUAGUUGUCAUGGGUAACAACUUGAUGAGGGACGGGUUUAGCAGAACUGGGAUAUCACCAUCACUAUCUUAGGGUAAUUUAGACUGGUGGGAUUUUUCCCCCUGCUCACAGCAAUUCCCAUCAUCUGCUGGUAAUUAAAGUCCAUAUAUUCAAAUAUAACCAUCUACUUGCAGCAAGGAGGCCAUGAAAGCCUGUACUUUUCUAAGGUAAAAGCCACUUACAGAUCCUCACUAAUGAAACACUAAGCCACAGCCCGACCCUUCAUCAUCCUUUCCUGCA
Messenger RNA from Aquila chrysaetos chrysaetos, 5812 nucleotides. RefSeq names its product zinc finger protein 883-like. The record is from RefSeq and is a predicted model, not a curated record. Gene Ontology annotation, biological process: regulation of transcription by RNA polymerase II. The transcript is spliced from 5 exons. The coding region runs from base 717 to 3644 and encodes 975 amino acids. Gene Ontology annotation, cellular component: nucleus. Gene Ontology annotation, molecular function: DNA-binding transcription activator activity, RNA polymerase II-specific; RNA polymerase II cis-regulatory region sequence-specific DNA binding. Lineage: Eukaryota; Metazoa; Chordata; Aves; Accipitriformes; Accipitridae.